This is a messenger RNA of Cornus florida, 2061 nucleotides long. RefSeq lists its product as uncharacterized. The coding region runs from base 317 to 1738 and encodes 473 amino acids. Gene Ontology annotation, molecular function: protein binding. The transcript is spliced from 8 exons. The record is from RefSeq and is a predicted model, not a curated record. Lineage: Eukaryota; Viridiplantae; Streptophyta; Magnoliopsida; Cornales; Cornaceae.
GUGCCAUCUCCUAGCCCUAAUAUCAUUCGCGAAUUGCAAUUCGCAGACGACUCGGUCCUCUGUCCUCAUCUCCACAACUCCACCAGAACCACCGGUCACCACUGGCCUCCCCUGGCCUCUGCGUGCCGAGUAGCUGCCGAGAUCCGCCCUUGGUACGAGUUGAAGCCUCGAUUUCAAAGGCCUUCAUUGAUUUCUAAGGUCUUCAGUGCAUCAUUAAGACCUAGCUAAAGCGCACAGAGAGUCUCUUCUGCAACCUUCAGAACCCUCAGGUAGAGUCUCUUGCAUCUCCGGCGAAGGAGGAGGAAGGCAAUUAAAGAUGGAUGAUGUGGGAGUAUCAUUGUAUUUGGUUGCUAGUUUUGGUGGUGGGCCAUAUUGUGCUGCAAUUUAUGAAAUCAAAUUUGUUGUAGUAGGAGGAGAAAUUGGUUCUAAAAUUGCAAGAGUUUGUCCUCUGCAGAAAGCGUUUCGUUGCUUAGAUGAAGAAAGAAUAUAUUCACCGGUUGGUUGUGAUUACACAGGAUUGAAAAUGGUCUUGAUGGCUUCAUAUUGGGAUCUGCAUGACAAGUUUUUCCAGUUUAAACCCAUUUGUUUCAAUACAAUUACCAAAAAGGGUUUUGAAUUGCCGUUGCCAGAAGCAGAAAAACCUUAUCCCCUAGUGAUGGUUGACCCUGAUUAUGGUUUUUUUGUGCUUGCUGGGGCUACUUUGUAUUCAUCCUACAAAAUACGCUCUCCAUGUUUCGAACGUUUAGAUCCUUUGGAUGGAUGGCAUGAUUCGGAUUAUAAUGAUUGUUCCCUACCUGAGUAUCCUUUGGACAAAAAAUUACCCAGAAUUAUCUCUGGUUACGCAGUCAUCCAGUACUGUAUUCUCAUUUCAGUCCAUGAUUUUCUUCAUGGUAAUUCAGAAUUCUAUUAUUACAGAAUCGGGAGUGAAAUGAAGAACUGGCAGGUCAUCAAGAAGGAAAAGGAGAAUGGGUUAUAUUACCCGAUCUUUGGAAAGGCUGAAUAUGUUGAUGGUUAUUUAUACACUUUCUGCUGUAAUUAUAACUUGAUUGCAUAUCAAGUCGUUGAGAAUGAUGGUAUCAUUCAAUCUAUUGGUGUUCCAGUGUAUUUUAGAGGACUGGACUUUAAAGAUCUACCAGUGGAUUGUGAUCCUGCAUUCUCUGGUUGCUUUGUUCAUUUGGGAAACAAAAGAUUUUGUAUGAUGAAGACUGGUAUCAAUGUUGACCCCUCCAACUUUCAAUAUGUUUCCAUCUUGAUCGUCCAAGUUUCUGAUGACAUGCACCUUUCAACGACGUGGUCAGGUCUCUGCGCCUUGAAUAUAGAGAACCUCGCCCCCGCAAAUUUAACAUCACUUUUUUUGGACUCCCAGCAGAGUAGAUAUGCCUACAAGUCUGAAUUCUGGACAAGCGGUCCUAUUGUUUGGGCUGAGGAGUUUGAGGAUCUCGAUGUUGACACGCUUAUGCAGCCAGUGAACACUGAUCCACCAAAGCCGGAGUCAGUACCUGAGGUUCAGUCAGUGGAUGGUUUCCUGCAGAAGUUGGGUCUUGAAAAUUAUUCAACGAUGUUCGAAUAUGAGGACAUGGAUAUGGCCACUUUUGGACGCCUAACUGUUGAUGAUUUCGAGGAUUUAGGAUUACCAGAGGGUCCAAGAAAGACGAUACUUUUGGCAUUGGAGACUGAAAACAGCUCUCUUUCAUUGUCAAAUACCAAAAUUGCCCCAAUAAACAAUGAGGUGGAUUGAUUUUUGUCUUGGAGGGUUGAAGUUUUGGUGAAAAUUCCUGCAUCACAUCUAGAAGCAGACGUUUUGGCAUGAUGGAUUGUUGGUUGCAUUUUUUUGUAUUUUAGUUUUCCACCUUGUUGAAAACUGGGUAUAUACGGUGGACCUAAUUAAAUGAAUGGUUUAUAGCUAGAUUGAGAGAAUGAAACAACCUUGAAUUUAAGUUUUCAUACUUGCUAGCUUAUGAAAGUGGGAAUGAAUUUGGAUAAUGUUUUAAAUUCCUUGCAUGUGUACGGGGAUUUGAAGUGUUUAAUUCAGAUUGAUAUAUGAUAUAUAAUGUUAUGACA